GUCGGCUGCCUCACACGGUGGAGGGUGUAGCCUGUCGUCGUGGGAGCGGUCUGCUCCUCCGACGUCACACCGCUUCUCUCCACGGACGGCGGAGGAUGAGGAGCCUCUCCUCCUCCUCGCCCGGCAUCGCCGCCACAUCGCCGAGACACUCUGCGGGGAUAAGCAGCGUCGCGCGUCGCGGGGGGGCGGGAGAAACGCGCGGACAGACAGCGGGAAAGAUGCUCACGCUCGCCUUCUGCCUGACUUUUUGCGCCUUCUGCGGAGCGUCUGCCGCCAACAACUAUAAUUGCAACGCUCCUUUGGUGUCCGCACUGCCGCGAUCGUCCUUCCUGAGCUCGUCGCAGUCGUCGGCGGGCUACGCCGCCCACAACGCCAAGCUGCACAGGCGAGACGAGGCGGGCGGAUGGUCGGCGGCGGCGAGCGACAAAGAGCCGUGGCUCCAGCUGGACCUCAGGGAGCAGACGGAGGUGACGGCGGUGGCCACGCAGGGAUGCUACGACAGCUGGGACUGGGUCAGCUCCUACCUGCUCCUCUACAGCGACACGGGGCGGGUCUGGAGACGCUAUCGCCAUGACGACGGCACCGAGAGAUUUAUCGGGAACGUCAAUUCCGAGGGAGUUGUCCAGAACAAGCUGUCCCACUCCAUGAAGGCUCGGUACCUUCGCUUCGUCCCCCUGGACUGGAACCCCAGUGGCUGGAUCGGCCUCAGAGUGGAAGUGUACGGCUGUUCUUACAAGUCCUACGUGGCCGACUUUGACGGCAGAAGCUCUUUGCUGUAUCGAUUCAACCAGAAGUCCACGUCAACCAUGAAAGAUGUCAUCUCGCUGCUGUUUAAAAGUCAGCGAGCCGACGGCGUCUUGCUGCACGGGGAGGGCCAGAGAGGAGACUACAUCACUCUGGAGCUUCACCGAGGGAAACUGGACCUCUACCUCAACUUAGACGACAGCCGACCGAGGUCGAGCAGCUUGUCCCGCGCGGCCGUCACCGUGGGCAGCCUCCUGGACGACCAGCACUGGCACGCCGUGCACGUGGAGCGCAUCAACAAGCACGUCAACCUGACGCUGGACUCCCACACGCAUCACUUCCAAACGCAAGGGGAGGCCCACUCGCUGGAGGUGGACUACGAGCUGAGCUUCGGUGGAAUCCCGCUUCCCGGAAAGCCCGGCACGUUCCUCAGGAAGAACUUCCACGGAUGCAUGGAGAACCUGUACUACAACGGAAUCAACAUCAUAGACCUGGCCAAACGCCGCAAGCCGCAGAUACACAGCGUGGGCAACGUGACCUUCUCCUGCUCGCAGCCCCAGAUGGCGGCUUGCAGCUUCCUGAGCGCCAACAGCAGCUUCCUGACACUCCCGGCGGCGGCGGUGGCGGGGGCGGCGGCGGCGGACCCCGGGGGCUUCUCCGCCCGCUUCCAGUUCCGGACGUGGAACCCGAAGGGGCUGCUGCUGUCUGUGCCGCUCGGGCCCGGCCCCGCCCCCCAGAGAGCGCAGCUCCACAUCCAAAAGCGGCGCCUCCAGCUGACCCUGCACGCCUCCGGGCGAAAAUCGGAGGUCUCGCCAGAUUACACCGUCAGUGAUGGAUUGUGGCAUUCCGUCAGUCUGGAGGCCAGGAAUUUCCUCAUCAGUCUGACGGUGGACGGCGAGCCGUCAUCCCAGAUCGAAGUGGCGGCGGCACCGCUUCAAUCCGGCGGCGCUUUUCACUUUGGAGGAUGUCCCACCGCCGAUUGCCAGUCCGCGUCUCCGGCAUUCCAAGGAUGCAUGCGGCACAUCUCCAUUGGCGGGCAGCCGGUCAACCUCAGCCACGUGCAGCAAGGCAUGCUGGGAAGCUUUCACCAUCUUCACUUUGACACCUGCGCCAUCACGGACAGGUGUGUUCCUAACCAAUGUGAGCACGGGGGCCUCUGCUCACAGAUGUGGACUUCCUUCUCCUGCGACUGUUCCGGAACGGGAUACUCCGGAGCGACUUGUCACGACUCCACCUACGAGUCGUCCUGCGAGGCCUACAAGCUGAUCGGCGGCUCUUCGGGCUUCUAUUCCGUCGACGCGGACGGGAGCGGGCCCCUGGGGGCCGUGCAGGUGUACUGCAACAUGACAGAGGAGAAAGUUUGGACGGUGUUGGCCCACAACAGCACCGCCCCGGUUCGAGUCCAGGCCUCGGCGCUGAGGGCGCCUCACGCCACGGCGCUCCACUACGGCGCCUCCGCAGAACAGCUGCAGGCCAUCGUGUCCAGGUCGGAGCACUGCCAACAGGAAGUGGUUUACAACUGCAAGAGGUCCCGCCUCUUCAACGCUAAAGACGGCAGUCCGCUGUCCUGGUGGUUGGACCGUCACGGGGAGAAGCGCAGCUACUGGGGAGGUUUCCUGCCAGGAAUCCAGCAGUGCUCCUGCAGCCUGGCAGAGAACUGUGCCGACAUGAACUACUUCUGCAACUGUGACGCCGACGCCGACUCGUGGUCCAACGACACGGGCGUCCUCUCCUUCAAGGACCACCUGCCAGUCAGCCAGGUCGUCAUCGGGGAUGUCGGGAGGGCCGGGUCGCAGGCCGUCUACCACGUGGGGCCUCUGCGUUGCUAUGGAGACAGGUCCAUGUGGAACGCCGCCACGUUCUACCAGGAGUCGUCCUACCUCUACUUCCCCACCUCGCCCGGCGAGCCCGCCUCCGACGUCUCCUUCUACUUCAAGACCAGCGCUCCUUCUGGGGUGUUUGUGGAGAGCCUGGGCCUCAAGGACUUCCUCCGAGUGGAGCUGAGCUCUCCCUCCACCGUGUCCUUUUCCUUCGACGUGGGAAGCGGCGCGGCGCUGCUGUCGGUCAAGUCCCACGUUCCGCUCAACGACAGGCAGUGGCACCACGUGAGGGCGGACCACAACGUCAAGGAGGCCUCGCUGCAGGUGGACCAGCUCCCCGCUCGCUUCCUGGCCGCCGCCCCCGCCGACCAGCAGCUGCCCUUAAAGCUGAGCAGCCAACUCUUUGUGGGCGGGACCACGUCGCUGCAGAGGGGCUUCUUGGGCUGCGUCAGGAGCCUGCUGGUCAACGGGCGGGGCUUGGACCUGGAGGAGCGCGCCAAGAUGACUCCGGGCGUGAGCGCCGGCUGCCCCGGCUACUGCAGCGGCUCCAGCAGCCUUUGCCACAACAGGGGGCGGUGCAUCGAGAAGAGCAACGGCUACGCGUGCGACUGCUCGCUGUCGGCCUACGCGGGGACCUCCUGUAACCAAGAAGUGUCGGUGUCCUUCGACAAGGAGUCCUCGCUGACCUACACGCUUCAGGAGCCCUUCUCCGUCAUGCUGAACAAAAGCUGGCGGGCGGAGAGCGGCCGCGCCCGCGAGGACGUCUCCUUCAGCUUCAUCACCUCGCAGUGUCCCGCCAUGCUGCUGUCCGUCAGCACCCUCAGCCGCCAGUACGUCGCCGUCAUCCUGGCCAGGAAUGGGAGCCUCCAGAUCUGGUACCGCCUGCAGACGGACAGGAAGCCGGACGUCUUCCGCCCGACCUCCGCCAACCUGGCAGACGGGCGUCUCCAUCGUGUGAGAAUCCACCGAGUGGAGGACCAGCUCUACGUCCAGCUGGACCAGGAUAUCCACAGGAAGUACACCCUGUCCUCGGACGGAGACCCGGUCUUGAUGAGAACGUUGACGCUGGGCAGAGUCCUCGGAUGGGAGGCUUUCAGCGAGGAGGCCAUGGAGGCGGCGUCCAGAGGUUUCGUAGGCUGCCUCUCGUUGGUCCAGUUCAACAAUGUGGCUCUGCUCAAGGCGGCGCUGACCAACCCCGGAAGCUCCUUGGUCAGCGUGCACGGCCCCCUCGUCCAAUCCAACUGCGGCGCUCUGGCUGACUCCUCCUCCCGAUCUUUGCAAGAUCAAACGGUGACGGCAAAUAACGGGAAGGAGCAGCGUGACACGCGGAACGAUGUGGCCGUCAUAGCAGGAGUGGUCGCGGCGGCCGUCUUCAUCGGGGCGUGCGCUCUGGCCGCCACCGCCCGCCUCCUCUACCAGCGGCGACAAGCGAGGACGAGCGAGGUCAAGCGGGAGGGCGUGGCGUCGGCCGGGGGCGCCGGCGGCGUGUACAUGGACUACAGGACUGACAGGCGCCCCCACGCCUCCGUCAGGGACAACAUGAAGGAGUACUACAUCUGAUCCAGCGAGAUUCCACACAAAGGACGGACGGACGGACGCCUCAUUGACCCCAACAAGCCAGACAGGAAGUGGAAGUGGCCCCUGUCUUUGCCAACAUGUACAAAGUGGAAGAUGAACGUCUCGGCCCGGAGCGCCGUGGCGAGAAGCCGCAUUUCAAGGUGACGCUACCUGCGGGGGGAGCGCCCCGUGCGCACGUGGUGGCCCUCGGAGAAGGAAGAAGGUCAAGGCUAAGCUAACGUUUUUGGCUCGGACAUCAAACUGUGGAGCGCCACUUAAAUCCUGGACGGAACGGCUCUUUUGUUGACCUUGUGGGCGGAGCUCUACCCCCUUGGUGCUGGGGGGCGUGUCGUUCCUUUGAUGACGUGCUCCUUCUUCUCCUCGUCUUACUAUUAUUAUUUUUCCAAAAGAUGAUGUAUCCUAAGAGUAUCAUGAGGACUUAAUAAAAGGAUUCUAAUAUGUGAAGGAAGUUGUACUGUGUGGACUAGGUACUAUUCAGGGUCUCAGCCUAGACCGGAGCGUCUGACCAAGACCCAGAAAAGGACCAAACAUCAGCAAUGAAACACCUUUGUCUUGUCCUGAACCACCCCU
This is a messenger RNA of Doryrhamphus excisus (bluestripe pipefish), 4712 nucleotides long. Its product is annotated as contactin-associated protein-like 5. NCBI's taxonomy places the organism in Eukaryota, Metazoa, Chordata, Actinopteri, Syngnathiformes, Syngnathidae. The record is from RefSeq and is a predicted model, not a curated record.